UUGUUUGACUCUUCAUUUCUUAUCAAUAAAGGUCAAUAAACGUAGUGAAGACAUUUAUUUAGGUCGAGUUGAUUAUCUUUUAGGAAAAUUCUUCAAAAAAUUGUUCACAUCAAACUUAACCUUUUGCGGCUGGACAUAUGAACUUUUUUUGGGUUCAAUUCAAUUCCUUUUGCUUAAUGGAAACAAAUUACACUUUAUAAUCUACGAAAGCAGAUUUUGCGUUUUAAAAAUGCGAGGAAUUUCAACACGCAGCUAAGUUUAGACUCUCAGUCUACAAGAGAUCGAUCAGCUCUGACCCUCGAUUCAUAGUUCGCGUGUCAAGAGUGAAUCAACAAAUGUACAACUGUUCCAAUAUGACCAGAGAAGAUUACUCUGGCUUAACAUUCAGCCAAAUACCUGGGUUUAUUAAGUUACCCGUGGGGGGCCUGUGCUAUGCUCAUGUAUACAGAGUGCGCUACUAUCGCUGGUUGGCCGACAUCAAAACUGAAGCACUCUUCAAUGACCUGCUAUUCUGUGCUCCCCUCAACCCACUGCUGGGGGACGAGUCUUCAAUGUUGGGCAAAGUAGAGUUCGAUUCUUCUAGCCCGUCCUUCGACCAAGUGUCUCUCUUCUUCUUUUGUGGGGACUUGCCUGCAGUCAAAGGAGCUGUUUAUGUUUACACUAUCAGCUGCAUUCAGUGUCCACAAACUGAACUGAAGUACACAAUACAGGCUCCACAACCAAAGCAGCUUCUAUCCAGCAACAAAAAAUAUAUUCCUGGGGAGUUGAUUUCUACACAAUUGAACCGCAGCUGCGCCAAUAGAGUGAAAGCACUCGCCCCUAUAAUGACGAAGAUACAGGGAGGUCCUGUGAGCAACCCGACCUUAAUUGACCCCACAAGUUCUCUCAAUUUUGAAGUCACAGCCACCACCAAAUACAGAAUGGACGCUCCACAUUUGAAAAUUGAGGUGACUGGCAUAAUGCCUCCCCAAUAUAUCUACUACUACAUGCUGGUCAAACAGCAGUUCCAGUCCCAGGGCAGCUGGUCAGACCAACUCAGAUUCCACGUCAAUUAUAUCCGUUUGGAGAUCAGCCGCAUCCAGGGAUCCACCGUCAUCUGGCAAGCAUGA
This is a messenger RNA of Symsagittifera roscoffensis, 1109 nucleotides long. RefSeq lists its product as uncharacterized. The transcript has 10 exons. NCBI's taxonomy places the organism in Eukaryota, Metazoa, Xenacoelomorpha, Acoela, Convolutidae. Bases 336 to 1109 code for a protein of 257 amino acids. The record is from RefSeq and is a predicted model, not a curated record.